This is a messenger RNA of Gracilinanus agilis (Agile Gracile Mouse Opossum), 2549 nucleotides long. RefSeq names its product recombination signal binding protein for immunoglobulin kappa J region (gene RBPJ). The record is from RefSeq and is a predicted model, not a curated record. The coding region runs from base 148 to 1608 and encodes 486 amino acids. Gene Ontology annotation, biological process: Notch signaling pathway; regulation of transcription by RNA polymerase II. Gene Ontology annotation, cellular component: MAML1-RBP-Jkappa- ICN1 complex; nucleus. The transcript has 11 exons. NCBI's taxonomy places the organism in Eukaryota, Metazoa, Chordata, Mammalia, Didelphimorphia, Didelphidae. Gene Ontology annotation, molecular function: DNA-binding transcription activator activity, RNA polymerase II-specific; RNA polymerase II cis-regulatory region sequence-specific DNA binding.
GAGACUGACAUUGAAAUGGAAGGAUUGUAGUUCUUCGGAGCCAUUAUGAUCUCCAAAGGAAAGGAGAAUGAUACACUGGCUGAGGUGUUUUGAGGUGCAUCGAAGUGUGCCGAGCCGUGGCUCACCUUAACAUGUUCUUGAAGUACCAUGGCGUGGAUUAAAAGGAAAUUUGGUGAACGGCCUCAACCUAAACGACUCACUAGGGAAGCUAUGCGAAAUUAUCUAAAGGAGCGAGGUGAUCAAACCGUACUAAUCCUCCAUGCAAAAGUUGCACAAAAGUCUUAUGGAAAUGAAAAAAGGUUUUUUUGUCCUCCUCCUUGUGUAUAUCUUAUGGGCAGUGGAUGGAAGAAAAAAAAAGAACAAAUGGAACGCGAUGGUUCUUCUGAGCAAGAAUCUCAACCAUGUGCAUUUAUUGGAAUAGGAAAUAGUGACCAAGAAAUGCAGCAGUUGAACUUGGAAGGAAAGAACUAUUGCACAGCCAAAACACUGUAUAUAUCUGAUUCAGACAAGCGAAAACAUUUCAUGUUAUCUGUAAAAAUGUUCUAUGGCAACAGUGACGACAUUGGUGUGUUCCUCAGUAAACGGAUCAAAGUAAUCUCCAAACCUUCUAAAAAGAAACAGUCGUUGAAAAACGCUGACUUAUGCAUAGCUUCAGGAACAAAAGUGGCACUAUUUAAUCGACUUCGAUCACAAACAGUCAGCACCAGAUAUUUACAUGUAGAAGGAGGAAAUUUCCAUGCCAGUUCACAACAGUGGGGAGCAUUUUUUAUUCAUCUCUUGGAUGAUGAUGAAUCAGAAGGAGAAGAAUUCACAGUGAGAGACGGCUAUAUCCAUUAUGGACAGACUGUCAAACUUGUGUGUUCAGUUACAGGCAUGGCACUCCCAAGAUUGAUCAUUCGAAAAGUUGAUAAACAGACCGCAUUACUAGAUGCAGAUGAUCCAGUGUCACAGCUACAUAAAUGUGCAUUUUAUCUUAAGGAUACAGAAAGAAUGUAUUUGUGCCUUUCACAAGAGAGAAUAAUCCAGUUUCAAGCCACUCCAUGCCCAAAAGAACCAAAUAAAGAGAUGAUAAAUGAUGGAGCUUCUUGGACAAUCAUUAGCACAGAUAAGGCAGAAUAUACAUUCUAUGAAGGUAUGGGACCUGUCCAUGCUCCAGUAACACCUGUUCCUGUUGUAGAAAGUCUUCAGUUGAAUGGUGGUGGAGAUGUAGCAAUGCUAGAACUUACAGGACAGAAUUUCACUCCGAAUUUACGUGUCUGGUUUGGGGAUGUGGAAGCUGAAACUAUGUACAGAUGUGCAGAGAGCAUGCUUUGUGUUGUCCCAGAUAUUUCUGCAUUCCGAGAAGGUUGGAGGUGGGUCCGUCAGCCAGUCCAAGUGCCAGUAACUUUGGUUCGUAAUGAUGGAAUCAUCUAUUCUACCAGCCUGACCUUUACAUACACACCAGAACCGGGGCCACGGCCACACUGCAGUGCAGCGGGAGCAAUCCUUCGAGCCAAUUCAAGCCUCAUGGCCUCUAAUGAAUCCAACACAAACAGCGAGGGAAGUUACACAAAUGUCAGCACAAAUCCAACCAACGUCACAUCAUCUACAGCAACAGUGGUAUCCUAACCACUGUUGUGACCUAGGACUUACUCUGAUUCUCAAGUACUGCAAACAAGAAAAUGGAACAGUCUUUUGUGGCUGCUUGAGAAAACUGUCCAUUCUGAGUGAUUCUCUUUGAGCCCUGUUACCUACAAGUACUGAUUUGGAAAAGCAGAAGCCACAAUAAAAAAAAAAGUCAAAAUAUAAAAACUUUAUUGGGAAAUCUAUUUUUCAGCUGGGUUUUUUGGUUUUUUGGUUUGUUUGUUGUUUUUUUUUAAUGGGCAAGAAAUAGAAAUGUGGCUGGGAUAAUGUUUAGAAAACAAUGAACAUCACAGUUUUUAUGGACCAAGGAACUUGUAUAAGCUUUAGUAAAAGGUACAUUUUCACCAUACCUUUUUUGUAUCACAACAUAUAGUACACUUUUGUUACCAAAUAGUUUAUAUUUUUUUUCCUCUGAGCUUUUGCUCUGAAGUAUAAUCAGGUUCCAUACCUGACCAUACUUGUAUAAUCUAAUUACCAUACUCUUCCAGUUUAAAAAAAUAUAUAUAUUUUUGGUCUGUGGCUGGAACUGUUCCUUUUUUAAACUGAAGUCUUGUGACUUUUUAUGAACUGAAAUUGUUUUGAUUUCAGCAAGUAGAACCUUGUAAAGGCCAGCAUAUUUUUUUUAAGAUUAUAUGAAGUCUGUGCAAAAGCUUUAAAAAAAAUGCCUCUGCCUUGCCUGCAAUACAUGCAAUGUAUGUUAACUUAGUGCUCUAUUUUCCUGUCAUUGUCAAUAGUUCUUUGUGUUUUCCUUUUUUUAAAAAAAAAUGUAUUUAUAGCGGUAACUCAAGAAGUUCUAACAUUUACAAGAACUUAUAUGUGACCAUCUAGUCAUGUUAAUGACUGUUCAUGCGACAGAAAAUAAUGGUUUUUGAAGGGUUUUGUAUUUUUUCUUUCAAAUCACAAAUGCAGCCAUCUGUUGUUUCAGG